AAGAAGAGGGGGGCAGGUAGCGAGUGACAGCCGAAGUGAACCGAUGAGUAGUCCGUAAAACUGGAUCGACGGUGGUUUUACCGGACAGCUCGGUGAAGACACUGUAGUYAAGAUUGCUGACGUUCAGKAGUCACAGCUCGCYACUUKGUGCCGACUAGUUGGUGAACUCGUYCUAGCAGAUGUCCGUGAUGGCAACCUGAGUGGACACUGUUGCUUCGAGAGGUAACGCUAGCAGCGGACAUCUAGCGAGCAAAAAGCUAAACCAGUAAGCGGUGUUUACUGUCCCAUAGAGUAGCCCGCUUCUGUAGCCUGUCAGGGUAUCCACAACACGUCAGGUGGUCGGGAACUCCGUUAAGAUGGGUGACAUAAACCCAUCGACAUCUCAUGCAUUUCAGUCGGAGAGUUUCAGUCCGCCGUACCGGAGGAGGAGAACGGUGGAGGAUUUUAACAAGUUUUGCACUUUUGUGUUGGCCUACGCCGGAUACAUCCCUUACCCGCAAGAGGACUCUCCGCUGCGCAGUAGCUCCAGCCCWCCCAACAGCACAGGCAGCACCGCUGACAGUGAUGGCUGGACCCCGGGACKCCCAGCCUCCUGUCCCUCGCGUCCUACGAAGAUCCCUCAAGACAGAAACAGGAAACGACCUCAACCUGGACCCAUGCUUUCUGCUCAUCCUAAAAGAGAACUCACAAUCACAAGUCUGCAUCCAGAUGACCACAGGAAAGCUGACAAACUGAAGAAGAAGAAGAGGAGGAAGGAGAAGGAGCACCACUCCGACGAGGAAAGCAGGUCACAGCAGAGCCACACACCAGAACCACAGGCGCAGUCUCCACUGUCCUUCGGUGGCCGGAUGAUCAAAGAAGAGCCCGAAGAUGAUCUCAGCAUCCCCCUCCACCCCCAGUGCCUGCCCAGCCCUUCUCCCUGCAAGGAGGAGCCGAAGGAGGAACCCAAGGAGGAGCGCCGACACUGGGAUGGUCGGGACCUUGAAGAAGGGGUGGUCAAGGUUCAGAAAGUGGAGGGCUUUUCAGGAAGCCGAACCGUGUUUCGCCAGGGGAAACAAGUGGUGUUCCGAGACGAAGACGGCUCAGGAGAGGAUGAGGACAUAAUGGUGGACUCAGACGACGACUCGUGGGACCUGGUGACAUGUUUCUGCAUGAAGCCGUUCGCGGGCCGAGCCAUGAUCGAAUGUAACAAGUGCAACACCUGGAUCCACCUGUCGUGCGCCAAGAUCCGCAAGAGCCACGUGCCAGAGACAUAUGUGUGCCAAAGCUGCCGAGACAUACACGGACCCCCAGACGCCCGCCGCUCCCACCGCUCACGGGUAGGAUCCCGCAAACACCUGCUGGACUGACCCCACCGAGGGCCCAACCUGAAACUCUAUGGACCCUCCUCCCUUUGCAUCUGUCAGACCGACCCUUCCUUAAAAUCAGGUCUUGCACCCUUCAGUGUCUGUCCUCCAUGGUCAGCGAUGAACCCACAUUUUCUAAAAAAAACAAACACUUUGGUGGACCUAACCCAAACCCUUAUCCCAUUUGGAAAUGGUUUGAGUGCUGUUUUAGAUUUCCUAGGGUUUGUUUCUGCUUCCUACAGACUCUGUGCGUAAGGCAAUCACUGAAUGGAUAUUUGUCUGUAGAUGACACAGAAAGCAGCAGACUGCUACUGUUAGAGACUCGCUACACUGGAAUCAUUUGAACUGCCAUAUGUAGAGAAUACCCUCACAACUGCCACCCACUAAUGGUGCAUGCUGGGAUUGAUGGGGAAAGAUGGUUUGCACUUUUUUUUCCUCACAUUUUUUUUAAAUAAUUUUAUUUUAAAAUAUAUAUAUAUAUAUAUGACUUUUUUUGUCACAGAAACAUGUGUCUAUUCUGAUGAAACUGGAUUUGUUUUCUCUCGGAUGCCUCUUUUAAUGUUACACAACUAGCCAUUUAAAAUAAGUAAACGAGUAAAAGCCUUGUGUUUAUUGCUUCAGAUGGUGCUAUCGUAUUAUGCUGAGGUAUAAUCCAGUAGAACAAAGAUGCAGGGUAAAAGGCUAAAGUCUGCAUCUGCUUCAUCUGUGUGUUCUUUUGUGUCGUUAUUUAAGACGCGGUGAAAGAAUAUCAUUGUGACUCUGAACCAAUCACUUGUUCUCUUCCCCUCCACUUUACAAACCGUCUUCCAGCCUCACAAUCCAGAUGUUAGUCGACUGUAUGUGGAGACCUCACAACCUGUUUCUCAGUGUUUUAAGUGUUCAUAGUUCAUUAAAAUCUUUUUUAAAAGAAAUUGUAAUCAAAAAGAAGAAAAAGAAACAUAAAACUUAAAAGAAUCRGAUAGAACAGCAGUUUUUAGUUGCUUCUGGUCAGUAUGACUUCGCUGCAUUUCACGACAGUAUUGAGCUGUAGUUUUGUUCUCGACUGUUUUUGUUUUUAGUUGUUAACAGACUCAAGGCAAUGACGAAAUGUUCAGAGACAAAUAUAUUUCUGUAAUGGAUUGUUUUAACAUUAACAGAAGGAAAUGAUUGUAACCAGAGUUGUCUGGAAGAGAGAUUUGCUUAAUAGUCCAGGUUAAAAUAUGCAUGUGAGUGAUGGAGGUGCCAUGUUGUGCCAGAAGUUGUCUCAUCUGAAAUCCUUGGGGUUUUCUUUUUUUUUUCUUUCAAGGUGGGAACCAUUGCUUUAUUUUAGCUCUGCAGGAGCAGAUUUCGGUUCCUUACAUCAUCAUUUUCAUAGCAGUAUUCACUUCCAUAUAAAGCAAGUUUAAUGAAAAAGGUUUUGUUUUCUUUAUUAAGACUUGCUCCAAUUCAGAAAAAAAAGUAAGCUUUGUGAUUCACGUGCCAUCUGUUGUCAGGCCUGUGUGUGUAGACUAAUUAUUGUUUCUGAUUAUUCUAUAAAAAGCCAUACUGUAGACAGAUCUUAGUCCAGAAUGGGGUUUUACAAUGCAGAAUCAAGGACUUGACCAGGAAACGGCUAACAACCACAAUGAAUGUUUUAGUUCUUAAAACUUAAGAGUUUCAAAGUGAUUAAGCUUUUUAUUUUGUGCACUCUUCUGAUGUUUCACAAAUGUCGGUUAGCUGGAUUCUACCAACAAUCGUUGAGGUUGUGUUUUUAAGACGUUUCGGACCAUUAACCAGAAAAUAAUUUGUCAAUCCUCGGGAUGUUUUGUCUUAGAAUCUGAGGACCUAAAGGCACAAAAUCCAAAAGUUGCUGUGUGCGUCUUAAAGACAUGAAUAUGGUUUAAGAAAGCUCAUUGUGAUAGGCUUGUUUAUUCUGAUCCUGGGUUGUCCUGUCCCCUUACUGAGAAGGCGUUGUCUGUGCUGUGUUCAAACUGUUUCUGUGAAACUAUUGUAAACUAUUGUAAAUAAAGAGGUACCAUUUUACCCUGAUUAAGACUUUUUUUAAAGCACUGUCAUUUUAAGCAAUGCAUAUCACCUGCCAGCUUUUAUAUCUGAUCUUAUGUUGAGAAAUAAAGGUUAUUAGUUUGGUUGAACCUUAUGAGCAAA
Messenger RNA from Austrofundulus limnaeus, 3470 nucleotides. RefSeq names its product PHD finger protein 13 (gene phf13). Lineage: Eukaryota; Metazoa; Chordata; Actinopteri; Cyprinodontiformes; Rivulidae. The transcript is spliced from 5 exons. Gene Ontology annotation, biological process: mitotic chromosome condensation. The record is from RefSeq and is a predicted model, not a curated record. Gene Ontology annotation, molecular function: chromatin binding. Gene Ontology annotation, cellular component: nucleus. Bases 357 to 1349 code for a protein of 330 amino acids.